Molecule: messenger RNA, 1527 nt
Organism: Ceutorhynchus assimilis (cabbage seed weevil)
Lineage: Eukaryota; Metazoa; Arthropoda; Insecta; Coleoptera; Curculionidae
Source: the annotation of a GenBank genome assembly
ACUUCAAAAUGAUCUAUAACUUGAUCCCCUGUCUCAUUUAAAAAUUUUGGGGUGGUAGCCCUGGGGGUUGAAGGGAAGAAGUCCAGUUUCACAUUAAAAACAUUCCACCUCAUUAAAUUUCACAAAUCUGUCUAUUUACACAGACAACGUGGGUGGCAACUUUUGAAAUGAAAGCCCUUUAUAUUAAUGUUAUCUGAAAUAAAUAAAAUAAAAAAAAUAAAUCUAUCUCUAAAUUAUCUGCUUCUGUUGUUCUAACAAAAUUCCAAGAAAUGAUCUCGCCGCAAAAUAUGUAUUUAUUAUUAGAUGUUUUUAUAGCUUUUGCUGGGUCAUCAAGGUCAAGGCUCGAUUUUGAAUUGUGAAGAUCCGAGUUGUAUUCAAAGAGGAACAACAACUGCAACCUCCUAUCAUCCUAUAGCCUCGGGAAUGUGUGUGGAUUGUGCGCAAAUAGAUUCACACAUACUGAGGAUUAUCAAAAGCAUGACGAAUCCCAUCUUCUGAUAGAGCACUAUCAAAUUUAAUAUGCCCACCUCACCAGAGAAACAAAAUCUUUUCUCAGUAGCAAUGUGUGUACGAAAAAUGAAACCCUAAUUUAUAGCCUAUCAGUGGUUGAUUUUACUUAAAUCUACCUGUGCAGCCAGCUCCGUGACAGCAAAAAAAAUGCACAUGGACUAUGUUUAGAAAAUCGCCUAAAAAGCCAUGAAUACUCCAUGUUGAAUCUUUGCUAUGCUUACCCUGGAUCUUGUAGAAUGUGUGAGACUCGCAGAAAAAUGAGGUCCACUAGUAGAGGCCCCACAAUAGUCACAGUCCAUAAUAACGGAGGAGGUGAAGGUGGAAUCGGAUGCUGUUGCUGCCGCUGUUGCAGCUGCAUACACUUGGGUUUUCUAAAAACCGGUCCUGGAAAAUUGAAAUUAGCUGAAGUGUUUAUCGGUUUUUUCUGUCAAAGUUUGGCCCUUCAGUACGGUUCCGGCUAUUCUGGCACAAUAGGGCCAUCCUUUCAAUCAUUCGUGACGAAUGUGACAUGGUGUUUUCUGACCAGUUUAUUGUUGCUGUUGUGCUACUUAUUUUCGCCAAAAUCUAUAAACCUAAUCAAAUCAUCAUUGUUUGAAGUGUUGUUUAAUAUUCUAGCAGCAUUUACGUACCUGAGUACUUGUUCAUAUUUGGGAUAUGUCGUGAAUAUAGUACUCGAACCAGUUUAUUUGAUAACGCCCCAUUAUCAAGUUUAUCCUGCAAUGAGUGCGGCUUAUCUGGCCGGCUCAAUAUUAGGGUUAUUGUACGCAUACGAUGCCUAUAAAUCGUAUAGAUAUUUCAAAGGGUUCAGGUAUUAGAAUUAAAAUUUUGUAUGUAAACAAUAAUAUUUUUAGUAUUAUCAAUAAGUGUUUGCAGAAAAUUAUAAUUUUGUUUAUAAAAGGACGCAUUUUUCUCUCUGAACAAAUUCAUGUAUUAUUGUGACUAUGUUGUAGGUCGUACUCAGUUUUUGUUUAGCGAGAAAAUGCGUGUAGGCUAGGCAUAGCUAGGCUCAAACGUCUA